AUGCAUCUCACACCCAUCCAUCUCCUCUCCACCCUCCUCCUCCUAACCCAAUCUUCCUGUUCUCAAUCCACACCUUCGGACCAAGACUUGAUUUCUGCAGCAGCAAGCGACUACGCAGCCGCAACCUCGGCCAUCGCAUCCAUUUUCUCCGCCGCCACGGGUCCCGUCGAAAGCGUCUUUUCAGACGCAACUGCCGCAGUAGGCUCCAUCUUCUCCUCCGCAUCCACAGGCGCAAACAUUCUAGUUUCUGGUCUUGGGGGUGAGGGGGGAAGUGUAUGGAGUGAGAUUACUGCUACUACUGCUUCCACAAACACAGAGAUACAGACACAAGAGGGGAUAUUGACGGCGAUGGGGACGCCAACAUUCACGUCUGGCAUUGUUACCAGCACCACAGUCGAGGGAACGGGGACUGCGACGUCGUCCAAUGCUGCUUCGAGUGGUGAGUCAGAGGGCAAAAUCAGGAAACAGAGAAGAGCUGAUGGAGUCUUGUUCGCUGCCGUUUUCGCCGCUGUUGCAUAUCUCUAG
Molecule: messenger RNA, 525 nt
Organism: Aureobasidium uvarum
Lineage: Eukaryota; Fungi; Ascomycota; Dothideomycetes; Dothideales; Saccotheciaceae
Source: the annotation of a GenBank genome assembly